GUGUAGAAAGUGCACUGCGUCUGUUGCGAUAUCGUAUUUGAAGAGAUGACAAGUCAAAGAUGAUAAGUUUAUAGACGCAUGAUCAGUUGCAAUUCAAAGUGGACAAAGUCCUAUAAAGUUUCGGGAAAUAGUACAAGGUGUAGUAGUCCUGCUAUUUAUUACUAUUUAUUACUGUUUUUAACGAAUAUCUCACAAGUGAACGAAAUAGUCAUGGCAACUCUAACAAAUUUGCCGCCGAUAGCGAGACUGUCCAACAAAGUAAUUAGAAUUUUAGGAUGUAAUCCCGGACCGAUGACGUUGCAAGGAACAAACACUUAUCUUGUAGGCACUGGUCGCAGACGUGUACUUGUUGACUCUGGAGAAGCUAAAACUGCUGAAGCUUACGUGAAGCUCUUGAAAAAUGUGUUGAAUGAAGAAAAUGCAACCAUUGAACAUCUGGUAAUCACUCACUGGCACAUUGAUCACAUUGGUGGCGUUGAGUCUGUACAGAACUUAGUGAAGAAACUAUUUCCUACUGAAAGAGAGCCGAUUGUAUGGAAAUUACCACGUUCGCUGAACGAUAAGAACUCAUCAGACGAUGAGAGGAACAUCAAGUGGGAACCUCUGAAGGACAAUCAAGUGGUGGAAGUUGAGGGAGCAAAGCUUCAAGUCAAGUAUACACCUGGACAUACCAGUGAUCAUGCCUGUCUGCUGAUGCAGGAUGACAACAUUCUGUUCAGCGGUGACUGCAUCCUUGGAGAAGGCACAUCUGUCUUCGAGGAUCUGCAUGAUUACAUGUUGUCAUUAGAAAGCAUCUUAAAGUUAAAACCAGAUCUAAUUUAUCCAGGCCAUGGACCAGUUCUGAACGAUCCCAUAACUCGCAUAGAGUAUUACAUCAAGCACAGACAGCAGAGAGAAAACGACAUACUGCGGAUGCUGGAUGACCAGGGAACUAACAAGCCGAAAACAGAGAUGGAUCUUGUUAAGCGGUUGUACAAAGAUACUCCGGAAAGCUUGCAUUUGGCUGCAGCAUAUACCGUGAAUCAUCACCUUCGCAAGUUACAAAAAGAGGGAAAAGUAUUUCAAGAAGAGGACGGCGGUUGGUGGAGAAUCAAAGGCAAGAUUUAAUGCAUGCAUUCUGUGUAGACAAUUAUUUAGAAUAAUUUAGUAGUAUUAAUUGCACGCGGAGAAACAUUAUUAUGAAACAUUUAUUAAACUCACAAGAGGAAAUCAUAAUUAUACAUCACGAAGUUUUCAAAAUUAGGCUGAUAGCUAUUAUCAUUGAUGUGCGUACAAUGAACAAGAGAGUACAUUUUCACGACAAUUUCACGAGGUACAUAUCGCAAGGUGUGGUACAUACACAAAUCAUCUUCCCUGUUUAGGCAGACCGUUAGUCACUUGCGUCCGACUACAAACACAGUUUAACGGUGAAUAUAAAAUAUAUAUAUGUAUAUGUAUGUUUGUAUAUAUGAUUAUAUAUACUUGGCUAUAGACAUGUCGCGACAAUAAAUGUUUCGUUAUAUUUUUUGUUAUAAAAUCUGUGUUUCUUUCUCUCUCUCUCUCAUUCUCUCUCACUGUUUUUCUACUAGCUAUGUUAUCUUGGCGAAUAUUAGCACCCCUCAUCUUGAACAAUGUGAGGAAAUUCCCCCUAAAAAACUUCGAUGUCGCGAUAUACAUUCACAGGAUAUCACUAAAGUACAAAUCAUUGAAAUAAAUAAAGAAUUGUGAUGAGAUUUGAGAAAUUAUCAACCUGAGAAGUAAUUCAAAUUUGAAUGACGUUCGAGAGUUUAAAACUCCGAAAUAUACAAAAAUUCUAUGAGAGGCACAAACCUUUUUUUUUAUUUUUUUAUUUUUUUUUAUCUAAUAGUUUAAGAGGAAGGCGUUCUUAAGGCUCUGAGAAUUUGAAAACUCAAAGACUCAGAAAUUCGGAGAAAUAUGGACAUUCGUUAAAGAUCCCGAAAAAUCUGAGAAUCUCAAAGUUUCCAAAAUCCAACGAUCUAUAUAAAAAAAUAUCAAAGUUAUAUAUUGACAAUUUUUUUGCAAUGCACUUUAGUUAUAUCCAAUAUAUAUAUAUAUAUAUAUAUAAUAAUUAUAUGGACAUAUAUCUUUAAUAAGCUCACUUUUGUUAUUUAAUUCACCUACUACUCUCUCUUUGGAUAAACGUAAAAAAUAUAUAUUUAUAUAUAUAUACUAUAUAUAUUUUGUCAACACAUACAACAAAAUUGUUUUCUC
Pseudomyrmex gracilis is the source of this 2211-nucleotide messenger RNA. RefSeq names its product endoribonuclease LACTB2. The transcript has 3 exons. Gene Ontology annotation, molecular function: single-stranded RNA binding; RNA endonuclease activity. Gene Ontology annotation, cellular component: mitochondrial matrix. Lineage: Eukaryota; Metazoa; Arthropoda; Insecta; Hymenoptera; Formicidae. The coding region runs from base 79 to 1107 and encodes 342 amino acids. The record is from RefSeq and is a predicted model, not a curated record.